Closterium sp. NIES-65 is the source of this 1806-nucleotide messenger RNA. The record is from the annotation of a GenBank genome assembly. NCBI's taxonomy places the organism in Eukaryota, Viridiplantae, Streptophyta, Zygnematophyceae, Desmidiales, Closteriaceae.
AUGUUCGCGCGCAAGGCGGUGGAGCUCGUGCAGGAGGUGGCGCGAUGCGACGCCGACCAAAUCCUGCCCUUUGAUGCGGACGGCGUGCAGCGAGUGCUGGAGGAGGCGCACGAGCAUCACCAACACAUGGUGCAAAUCCUCCUGUGCGGGUCUCUCCCCCUAUCUCCUCCACUUCUCCCCGCCGUCUAUGCUCCUCCGCCGCCAUCACCAACACGUUGUGCCUCUGUCGCCUCUCGAAACGCUCCUCACCUGCUCAUUCAAUCUGCGUUCCACCCUUCGCCCUGGCGAGUGCAGGGGUCGGGCGUGGAGUGGCAGGAGACGCGGCUGGAGGACGCCACGGCCGUGAUGGUGCACCACCAGGCGCUGCUGCGCAACAAGCGCUGCCUCCUCGCCUACCUCAAUGCGCGCAUGGAUCAGAUUCGACGGCUGCGAUGGCAGCUGGGCGCAACGCUGCCACGGGCGUUGCAGGAGCGGCUGAGUGCGGGGGAGGGCGAGUGGCUGGCGCAGUACUCACAAUCACUGGGCGACUACAUGGCGGACGCAGGGCUGGACCUCACCGUGUCAGUGUGGGGACAUCCAAGGGAGGCUUAUGAUUCGGCUCAAGUGCGGCUGGGCGACUGCAUGGCGGACGCAGGGCUGGACCUCACCCUGCUCACUGCCUCACCAUGCUCACUGCCUCACCAUGCUCACUGCCUCACCAUGCUCACUGCCUCACUAUGCUCACUGCCUCACCAUGCUCACUGCCUCACCAUGCUCACUGCCUCACCAUGCUCACUCCCUCACCAUGCUCACUGCCUCACCAUGCUCACUCCCUCACCAUGCUCACUCCCUCACCAUGCUCACUGCCUCACCAUGCUCACUGCCUCACCAUGCUCACUGCCUCACCAUGCUCACUCCCUCACCAUGCUCACUGCCUCACCAUGCUCACUGCCUCACCAUGCUCACUCCCUCACCAUGCUCACUGCCUCACCAUGCUCACUGCCUCACCAUGCUCACUGCCUCACCAUGCUCACUGCCUCACCAUGCUCACUCCCUCACCAUGCUCACUGCCUCACCAUGCUCACUGCCUCACCAUGCUCACUGCCUCACCAUGCUCACUCCCUCACCAUGCUCACUGCCUCACCAUGCUCACUCCCUCACCAUGCUCACUCCCUCACCAUGCUCACUGCCUCACCAUGCUCACUGCCUCACCAUGCUCACUGCCUCACCAUGCUCACUCCCUCACCAUGCUCACUGCCUCACCAUGCUCACUGCCUCACCAUGCUCACUCCCUCACCAUGCUCACUCCCUCACCAUGCUCACUUCCUCACCAUGCUCACUGCCUCACCAUGCUCACUCCCUCACCAUGCUCACUGCCUCACCAUGCUCACUCCCUCACCAUGCUCACUCCCUCACCAUGCUCACUCCCUCACCAUGCUCACUCCCUCACCAUGCUCACUGCCUCACCCCCCUGCUGCACUGGGGGCAACCAGGGGGGGCUGCUGGGCCCACUCUGGUCUGUGUGGUGGCACGGUGGUGUGUGGGGGGUCACUGUGGUGUGUGCAGGGGCACGGUGGUAUGUGUGAUGUCACUGUGGUAUGUGUGGUGGUAAGUGGUGUGUGUGGCAAAGGGCAUGCAGUGCAGAGUACAUGCAACCGUGCAGAGCCGCCCUCCUCCAAACAGCUGCUGCACUACCAUCCCUUUUUCUUCCGUCAUCCUGCCCACCCCACCCCUUCCGUGUGGCCUCGUGUGCGCCAGGACCUGCUACCCCCCAAGGACCCGUACAUCGAGCCAACACUCUCCACCUCGUCAGGAAGACCGACGUAG